UUGAACAGGCCACUUCAAAAUGCGGCUAGCUUUUUAUUUUAUAUUAACCAGUUUGGUAAAAGCUGAUAAUUUUACCUUGAAUAAUAUCCUUAAAUCUCUUGAGGUUGAGCUGCAUUAUAGGACUAUUUUAGAAAUUUACUCUUCAAGGGAUUCGUGUCUGAUGUUUAAAAACUUACAAAGUAAGGUUCCCAUUCUAAAUUUCAAUGCAAAGCAAAGUGUGUAUCUCAAAGAUGCUUUCAGUUCAAAGAUACUAGUACUUGCUUGUUUGAUGAAAAAUGAAAAAGACACAAUGAAGGCACUGUAUAGUAAUCUCCAAGAUAUGCGAGAGACCGCCACCAUACUAUUCGGAUCUUCGGUUAAACACAUACGAGAUCUGUUCCUGGAGUGUUUCAGUGAAAACAUGCUCAAUGUAUUGGCAUUUAAAGGCUCAAAUAGAGAGUACAUCUACAGUUUCCAGGCAUUUCCAACAUUUCGUGUUAUAAAACGCAGUCUGCCAGAAACUCAACGGUACUUUGAGCCUCAGCUGCAGGAUCUCGGGGGGUAUACCAUUAAGACUUUACCCGACAACAUAAUGCCAAGAACUGUGACCUACCGAAAUGCCGAUGGAAAUCGCCAGUUGGGCGGAUAUCUCAGCCACUUCAUACGAAACUAUGUGAGCACCAUAAACGCCACUCUUGAAAUUUGCUGGGACCUAGUUCCCGAGGACGGUAUAAUCACUUCGUUGGAUAAUAUUACACUCUCGGAGAACAGACUUUGGGACUUUCCUCUAGGCUUUGAUGGUCUCGACCAAAGGAUAUUAAAACAGAACAUUUUAAUGGAGAUUUCCAGCUGGUUCCUGAUGCUGCCCAUGGAACCCGCCCUCCCCCGAGCUCGUUUCUACUUAAGUUUUGGUUUGUACAGGCUAAUACCUUUAAUGUUACUGGUAGCAAUGGUGCUCAGCAAUGCCCAUCGGUUGGAAGUGGGUUUGGGUCCGAGUUGGCGAUGGUACUUGGUGGGAAAUAAAGUCCUGAGAGGUACCCUGGCACAGCCAUUUAUCCUACCCAAACGACUGUCUCCAAAACUGAUGUUAAUUUAUUGGUUGCUCCUGCUGAACGGUUUCUUUGUGAGCAACUUUUGUAUUGUCUACCUCACGACUUGGUUCGUCCAUCCCCCGACUCUAGAUCGAAUAACAGACUAUGAGCAAAUGCGUCGCAGGAAGCUGUAUAUCCUCACAAUCCCUUCGGAUCUGGAUUACUUGGAGACCACCUUGGGCGGGGAGUAUGUAGAGGCCCACAGCGAUUUAUUUCGCAUCACCGACUCGGCGGAUUUUCAAAGGAAGCGCAUCUCUAUGGAUCAAUCUUUUGCAUAUCCAGUGACUUUCACCUUGUGGCCACUUUUGGAACAGGCACAACUUAGGCUACGUCGACCCAUCUUCCGCCGAUCCAAAGAUAUAGUGAUUCUACCCUUUAUUAUAAUGGCUAUGACACUGCCUAACAACUCGGUAUUUCAGCAGUCUCUCAACCGAUAUAGUUUACAAACUCAUGAGAGUGGACUUUAUCAUUUUUGGUUCAGACAAAGCUUUUACGAAUUGGUUGCCCUGGGCAAAAUAUCGUAUGCAGUGGAUAUGGACCAUGAGGCCUAUUUUGAUCUGAAGUGGCAGGAUUUUCACUUUGUAUGGCUUGGCUUUGUGGGUGGAACUAUCACAAGUUUCCUAGUGUUCCUUGGCGAGAUUGGAUACCAAAGGUGGCGUUUGAAACAUACACCAAAAUAAAAUAACCUUGUUAAAUUGUAUUAACCUUAAUACUAUGUAUAAAUACAAAAUAAAUGCUUACCGCUUAGGUAAACUGAUUGUUCUAAA
Molecule: messenger RNA, 1837 nt
Organism: Drosophila subpulchrella
Lineage: Eukaryota; Metazoa; Arthropoda; Insecta; Diptera; Drosophilidae
Exons: 1
Coding region: 20-1750 (576 amino acids)
Source: RefSeq, a predicted model, not a curated record